Molecule: messenger RNA, 651 nt
Organism: Arabis nemorensis
Lineage: Eukaryota; Viridiplantae; Streptophyta; Magnoliopsida; Brassicales; Brassicaceae
Source: the annotation of a GenBank genome assembly
AUGACACUUCUUCUUCCUCGACUUAACCAUAUCCACAAUCCACCGGUAGUACAAUACCGACGCCUCCGUAAAUCGUACAGAUUACCAGUGAUCUCCGCCGUCUCCGGUAAGGAACUGAUAACUUCCGGCAAGGUACGGGCGGUGGAGCCGAAAGAAGCGAAGACGGUGGUGGCGUCGGAAGGAUACGUGCUAUUAGACGUGAGGCCGGUUUGGGAAAGAGAAAAGUCACGCGUGAAAGGGUCCUUGCACGUGCCACUUUUCGUUGAGGAUACAGACAAUGGGCCGAUCACGCUGCUGAAGAAAUGGAUACAUUUGGGUUACAUUGGGCUUUGGACGGGCCAGAAAUUCACAAUGUUCAAUGACGAAUUUACCCUCCGUGUUGUAGAGGCUGUCCCGGACAAGCAGAGUAAAAUGCUCGUCGUGUGCGGUGAAGGACUCAGGUCGUUGAUGGCUAUAUCAAAGCUGUAUGGAGAAGGGUACAAAACCUUAGGAUGGUUAACCGGAGGGUUUAACCGAGCAACCGAAGGAGAUUUUCCAGAGAUUGAAGGGACAGAAGAACUUCGGUUCGCGACGAUCGGAGGAGCAUCAUAUUAUUUACUUAAAUUACUUGUACUGUUGCAGAGUUUUGGCAAAGAGAAAGAGAGUCGUUAA